AUGGCCACCACUUCCGCCCCGUCGGCUACGGAAACCCCCCCGACACCAGCUCGUCGAAAGGUCGACCUUCGGAACCCUACGCCACUGUCUGCUACCCAGGAGGCAGAAGUGAAGCAGGCGUAUUAUAAAAAGGUCAGGGGGCUUUGUGAUCCAGUAAUAAAAGUUACCGCUACAUGGGUUUGUCGAAAGCAGCGGCUUGCUAUGAACGCCUGUAUGGUUCUUCACGCCCGACCAGAGAUAGAAGAUUUGGCACGAGAAGAAUGGUUCGCCGGUCGAGAGGAGAGAAUAAGAGCUCGGGAAAGGGAAGCUCAGGAGACUGAAAAACGAAGGCAAGAAGUUAUUGCCAUGAUGAAGAAGGACGACGAGAAACGGGCUGCAGCAAAAGCCACGAAGAGUUCAUGA
Molecule: messenger RNA, 402 nt
Organism: Trichophyton benhamiae CBS 112371
Lineage: Eukaryota; Fungi; Ascomycota; Eurotiomycetes; Onygenales; Arthrodermataceae
Exons: 2
Coding region: 1-402 (133 amino acids)
Source: RefSeq, a predicted model, not a curated record